CUCUCUUCUUCUUCUUUUACCCUCAGAGGCCGACUUCUCUCGCCGAAAAUGAAGAGAUUUCAUUCAGCUACCGGGGAUGAUGAUGAUGAACCCUCAGCCCCCAGCAAAUACGUGACGCUCGUUUCCGGGGACGGCUUCGAGUUUGUCGUGCUGCGUGAGGCGGCCAAGAUCAGCCCCAUCAUCAAGGGCAUGCUGGACCCGAGGAGUCAAUUCGCCGAGGCCAAGGACGCGAGAUGUGUGUUCCAAGAGAUGAGCGGCCUGGUGCUUGACAAAGUGGUCGAGUACUUCCAUUACUGGUACCGUUACAAGGACAGCGAAGACGUGCCCGACAUGGACAUUCCUGUCGAGCUUUGCCUCGAGCUGUUGGCCGCAGCCGAUUACCUGGGCUUGGAUCAGGCCAAUAUGAGCACGAAAUGAGACGGCACAACCACUGGAUGUUACUACCCAGACAGAUUAUGACACGAAGAUAUGAUACCACACCGAUUACAGAAAUAGAAGAGGAAAGCAAUAUGACCUCGCCUUAAUACUAAGAAUGAUGAAUUCAGCAGCUCUUCUUCUUC
Trichoderma atroviride IMI 206040 is the source of this 560-nucleotide messenger RNA. RefSeq lists its product as uncharacterized. Gene Ontology annotation, biological process: ubiquitin-dependent protein catabolic process. Gene Ontology annotation, cellular component: elongin complex. NCBI's taxonomy places the organism in Eukaryota, Fungi, Ascomycota, Sordariomycetes, Hypocreales, Hypocreaceae. Gene Ontology annotation, molecular function: protein-macromolecule adaptor activity. The record is from RefSeq and is a predicted model, not a curated record.